This is a messenger RNA of Linum trigynum, 2287 nucleotides long. The record is from the annotation of a GenBank genome assembly. Lineage: Eukaryota; Viridiplantae; Streptophyta; Magnoliopsida; Malpighiales; Linaceae.
UAACUUUAGACGGCACAACCAUUAUUUGUUGGAGCUUAGUGAAAACCCUAACUGAGAGCUUGCUCUCCGUGGAUUAGUCAUGUUCCAUUGAUUAGGGAUACCACGUAAAUCUCGUGUCCGUUAUUUCCGUGUUUUACUUAUUUUCAUGGUAUCAGAGCUGUGAUCUAUUCUUGAGAUCAUGACUGAAGACGAGGAGACCUCAGGCGGUAAAGGAAUUGCGGUUGAUUCUGAGAUCAUUCUGCAUCACUCGCCGUUUUAUUUGCAUCCCUCGGAAAACCCCGACCAGCUGUUUGGUAGUGAUCUACUCUCUGAUUUGAACUAUGGGGAGUGGGUCAACGAUAUGACCGAGACGCUUAUUGCGAAGAAAAAUAUGAACUUUAUUGAUGGUUCACUACCCCGAUCUGCCGCGGAUACUAGGGCCAAGUAGGACGCUUGGGACCAAUGCGCCGCGAUGGUAAAAGGGUGGCUGAAGACAGCUAUGACCAAGGAGGUUUGAAACUGUGUGUGCACGUCCAAGAUGGCGCACGAAAUAUGGAUGGACCUCAGACAACGCUUUGGGGCCAGCUCGGUGAUGAGAGUAUAUGAGCUCCGCCGUCAGAUCGUAUCUCUUCGGCAAGAAAAAUCCUCGAUUUCGGGGUUCAUGAGUUACAAUCGGUUAGUAUAAAUCCUCGUUGCAGCUGUGGGAAUUGUACUUGUGAUGUUGGGAAGCAGCUACGUGAACAGCAGGAGGCCGAGAGGCUCAAUGAUUUCCUUCUUGGUUUGGAUGACAAUUUCGCGGUAGUUUGUAGCCAAUUCUAACCGUUCGGCCCACUCCCACUUUGGUCGAAGCGUAUCAACAAGUAGAGGCUGAAGAACAGCAGCGCCAAAUCACUGCUGGUCGUCGUCCAACUAUCGAGGCUGCCACCUUCUAGGUACGCAACGAGAAGGAUCACGAAUCCGAGGAGCGUGUGUGUUGCACCAACUGCAAUAAACUCGGGAAUCUAAAGGAGCAGUGUUUCCGACUUAUUGGCUAUCCGCCUGACUUUGGGAAAAAUAGACCCAACGGAGGAAAGAAAUAGAAGGUUGAACGUGUGUGUGAAUUUUCACUAUAUGUUGGAUCUAAGUACAAUAUGUUAUUUGGUGAAAUAUUAUAUAUUAUAACUCAUUUGUUAGAUGAGAUUUGAUAUAAUUUAUGAGGAUAAGUACAAUAUAGUAACUAUUUCCAUAUUUCCGGGCUAGACGUGGCAAUCUGGUCAGGUUAGUAAUUUCGGGUUGAGAACUUUGGUUACGACUCGGGUCAUGUUUGGUUGGCUUAUUUCGGGUCAAAUAUUGACCCAACCCAUUCGGUUUCGGGUCGGGUUACAGGUAAUUUCGGGUUAUGAGCGUUCUCAGAAACAAUAUCAAACAUGCUUUAUAUUUUCUUAAAGAACACAAUUUUCACAUAUGCAUGACAAUUAGUUUACCUAACACAUGUCAGUUAACAUAUUCUCAAAUCCUCCCACACUAAUGAAAUGAAAUAGAAAUUGAGCAAAUCGUCAAAAAACAAUCACAAGAGUAAUACUACUACAAGAAACACAUGAUAUUUGAUUAUCCUUAAACUUCAAACAUGUCAUUCAAAUCCUUGUGAUUUUUUAAAACAUCUCACCAAUUUAUGAGUGAUUUUAUCAUAUUUUGUGAGUAAUAUAUUAAAUGGAAUGGGUCUAACGGGUCGACCCGCUAACCCACCCAACUCGACCCAAAAAAUCACGGGUUAUCGGGUUCGCGUCAUUCGGAUUUCGGGUUACAAAAAUUUCUAGUUUUCGGGCGAUUUUCGGGUCGGGUUGUAAUUUGUCAGGUUUAUUCCGGGCUAAAACAGAUGACCCAUUAACCAUUGACCUACUAACUCAAUCGGGUACAGAUCAACCCGCGGGUUGACAACCUUGGUUGCUGCCUAAUGAGUUUCAGUCUUUCAGUUUUGUGUUGUCUUUUUUUUUUUUAAUGUUUCCUUUGACUUUUAAUUUAAUAGGCGGCCACCCAUAAAAUAAUAAUAUUAUUUUUAUUAUCUUACCUUGAUGUAUAUAAAUAAUUACGUCAUUUCCAUUCCAUGGUACAUUCCAAUUUCAAAUGCAUAAUAAUUAAACUAAAAAAAAUAUAAAGAAAUACUAGCCCGAAAUAAAACAAAAAUACACGUAAAAGAAUAAUAUAAAUAUCCAGAUUAUGAAAGAAAAACACUCGUCUUUCAGCAGAUCGUGAAUUUUCCUUUCAUAUAGCCUUUUUUUGUGCAACUGUCUUCGUUGAUAAAUCAUUUCAAUUAAUUUUAGCGUUAACU